UGCUCCGAUUCCGUAAGUGCAUGCCUAGGCGAAGUCCACAGCCCACUCCUUCCAAUAUUCAAAUGACUACCUGGCCGUACAGGGAAUACAUUUUGAUACUAGAAAAACCCGUCGAUAUUCACUUAUAAUUAGUGAAUAUCGACGGAGUAUUUGAGUUGUGUCGUUUCACGCGUAUCUACCCUCUCAUUGGCUAGAAUGGUCCCACCUGAUCUGGCUUCCAUCUUUAAAGGACACGUCUUUCCCUUGUUAGAGAGGUCACUCGACCAUCUUGUCAAUAUAAUAAAUAAUCUUUGAUCAAAUAAAAUACAGGUCUGUUUCCUGUGCGUCAGGCUGCGGCUUUUGACAGUUCGAGUGAAAAAGGAGAAGGUGUCCCCCGGUCCAACCACUACUCAAUGAGAUGGCAAAAAAUGGGGCAGACUGCGAGCUACCUCAGAGGCGCCUAUCAGCCAGAGAAAAGCACAACGGGCAGUCUGCAGACUCCUUGUCGCUGAGUGAGAGGAAGCAGAGGGACCGCGAGGAGCGUGUGUCUCUGGUGUUAUGGAAGAAACCGCUCGUCACGCUACACUACUUCCUGCGGGAGCUGCUCACAACCCUGAAGGACUGGAUGUGGAGGUUAUGGCGGCAGAGACAUUCAGUCUUGCCUCUGCUGGUGCUGGUCACCCUCUUCUCCAUCGCCUACUCUGUUAAAGGAACACAUCAGAAGUAUGUGCAACACAUGGAGAAGAGGUUCCUGUGGUGUGCCUACUGGGUAGGCUUGGGUAUCCUCUCAUCUGUGGGACUGGGGACUGGCCUGCACACCUUCCUCCUCUACCUGGGUCCACACAUAGCAUCAGUGACCCUGGCAGCAUAUGAAUGUGGUUCGGUGGAUUUCCCGGAACCCCCCUACCCCGAGCAGAUCAUCUGCCCCCAGGAAGAGGUGUUGUUGGGGGGGACAGAGGCCGUGGCCCAAGUGGGUGUGGAGGGCUUGGCGGGGGUGGCAGCAGCUGUACAGGGAAGCAUCUCCCUCUGGACCAUUGUCUCCAAGGUCCGCUUAGAGGCCUGCAUGUGGGAAUGAACCCACUGAACCUGCCUGGGAUGAGGAUUUGUUUCACUCAAAUCUCUUCCGUCUUUCUUCACAAUUCGGGAGCAGGCACAGCCAUCGGGGAGCUGCCCCCCUACUUCAUGGCGCGGGCAGCGAGGCUGUCUGGAGAAGAGCCUGAUGAUGAAGACUAUGAAGAGUUUGGAGAGUUGCUGGAGCAGGCAGAGACUCCACAGGACUUUGCCACCAGAGCAAAACUAGCAGUGCAGAAAAUGGUUCAGAGAGUUGGAUUCUUUGGAAUUCUCGCCUGUGCCUCUAUCCCAAAUCCAUUGUUUGACCUGGCAGGUAUAACAUGUGGCCAUUUCCUUGUUCCCUUUUGGACCUUUUUUGGAGCAACACUAAUUGGGAAAGCCAUAAUCAAAAUGCACAUUCAGAAACUGUUUGUGAUCAUAACCUUCAGCAGCCACAUAGUGGAGCAGAUGGUGUCUCUGAUCGGUGCUGUCCCAGUGCUGGGCUCCUCUCUACAGAAGCCCUUUAGGGAGUACUUGCAGGCCCAGAGAGCCAAGAUGCACCUCCACGCGGGAGAGGGGACCUCAGCCGAUGAAAACUGGCUGUCGUGGGUCUUUGAGAAGGUGAUCGUGGUCAUGGUUUGUUUCUUUGUCUGCUCCAUCGUCAACUCCAUGGCCCAGAGCUAUGCCAAGCGCCAGCAGCAGCAGAUGUACUCUGAGGGGAAAACCAAGUGAAGGCAACACUAAGAAGCGAGAAGAGCAGCUAGCCUAGCACACAUUCUGGGCUCUCGGUCAAAAAACCCUCAGCACAAACCUGCUGUAUCCUCCUCUUUUUUUCUCUGUCUCCAAUAAUCUCCAAUGAGACACAAACUGCCAUAAUCCGAAGUAUGGGCGUCCAUGUUAUCGAUCGAUGGAUAUCCAUCUGUAUGAAGUAACCGUUUUCUUUGUUUCUGUAGUGAUACUGAAGGUUAUCCGUUUACAUGGAACUUGGACUUAAUUUAUUUGCAUACCAGGAUUUUUUGAUAGAGAUGAUGGCCCAUAGUUUUUUGCUUCCUCAGUGGUUGUUCACUAUAAGGUAGGUGCAUGGUCAUGUGGUGUGGUGUUGUAUGGAUAGGACAUCCAUUUCAUUGAACAGCUCUACAGUGACUGUGUGUGGGUGGGUCAGCAGCUACUGGCACUGAUUCUCCUCUGCGAGGCCUUAAGUACUCUUUGGUCCAGCUUCCACGACUAGAACUGAUAGUCUUAUCAUAGAGCCUGUUUAUUUAAAUGAUUAUGUUUGGCUUGGAUCGGUUUUAUUUUUCUUAAAUUAUUUGGUGUGUGCACUGUAAUGCAGGGACUGAUGUUAUAUAUUAUUUUAGUUGUGCAAGGCCUAAUCUGAUUUUUCCCAGUUCAUUUAUUAGGGUUUGUGUUUUUUGUUGUUGUUGUUUUUUCAACUGAAAUGGGAUAGACAAGGAAUGUACAUGGAAUGCACAUCUUGUAAAUAUAGCUAUGCUAAUAUAGGAUUUUCAUAACUUCACUUCUACAAAUCUGAUGUAGAUAGAUCUGAAUAAAUCAAAACAGGGAGUUAAAUCACUUGAUUUUUAUCUGUACCUAUACUACUAUUGAUGUCAUUUCUAUGCUGUAAAAUUCCACAGAGUGAGCACCUUUGGAUCAGACUUCAUAAAUCGUCCAUGAAUCAUUCUGCUGGUCCCUUUGUCUGGAGUUAUUUUCUACUUCUAAUAAGAGAGCAUAUGAGUCAGACCUGGGGCUGCUCAACCAACCAGAUGCACUGAUGGAUUGAAUCAGAUCUGUGUUUGUGCCACUUCUGGAACUCUCUUCCUUAUAGAGCCUUUCAUUCGGAUCCCAAGUUGUGUUUGGUGGUAUCUGUUUAGUUGAUAUGAUCUUUUAGGGGUUGUGCCUGGUUUGAAGCUUGUGGUAAGUGAUUCCUUUGUCUUCAGUGCCUGGCUAUGGAGGGAGUUUCAGACAGUGUGUGUGUUAAUGCAGCAGACUCCUCUGCACUCUCUGAACUCCCAUGUAAAGCUUGAAUGCUCCGCAAGCUCAUGUUCACAAUUCCUCUGGGAGGAAGGGCAGCACUUAAAAUGAUGUUAUGUCAUCAAUAUGUUACUUUUUUAUGUCUUAUGCUUGUUGGAUAACGUCAGCUGGCUUGUGAUCCAAGAUUCCUAUUUUUCGUAAUUGCUUGUGAAUUAUUUUGGUAUUUUUUUGUACUGUUGCCCUGGUAUGUUGGUUUGGGAGAUCUGGGCGGACAGGCAGGGGGGGAGCGAGUGGGGAGAAAAAGAGAGCGAGCGCAGUGAAACGGGUCUGUGGCGUUACCUCCAGUGAACCCUCCUAUGAACUCGCUGCACUGCCCCAGUGACGGAGCCAGGAGACGAAUCACUCGAGUAGAUUCAAAACAGAGAGGCACUGUUGAACGCACAGAGCCUCAGCCUCCCUCCAGUCUGCUGCAGCUCUGCUAAUCACCCCAUUCAAAUGCAGCCUCUCUCUCUCAGGGUAAGUAAUGGAAGGAUUGUUUUCCUCCUCUUUCCUCAUGUUACGUGUGUGUUUGUGUCUCAGGCAUGUCCGUCACUCUCUCGGCCUGUCAGAUAGCUUAUCAGACUGGUGUUGGCUGUUACAUUGCAAGGCGACAACAGUCUGUAGGCUGUCUGACAUUUCGGGCUCUUUCAUCUGACCAGCAUCCUGUUUUCUCUUUGUCCGUCUGUGGUUGUUGUCAUUGUUGAAGCAUCGGUUCCCAUUUUGAGCUGUGUGGUCUGAUGUUAUUGUUCCUUUGUUGCAAAAUAUUUUAGACAUAAGUUUGGUUUAUUCGCUCUCUUAUUGAUGUAUUCUUUGUUGACUUCUUUUAAAGUGGUUAUAUAUGCAUAUCUGUUUGUAAAUUAAAAUGUAUUGCCGUUAAUUUGUCCGAUCGGUGUGUAUGUAUGUGUGCAUGUAUCAUUGCCUAUCUGUUAAAAGGGAUUGUGUGUGUUUCUGGAGUUUGUCUCAAUCCCCUUGAAUUUCCAGAGAAUCAGGAAGGCACACACCUUAUUGCAACACUCCAUUGUGACAGCCAGCCAGUAUUUGCUAUGGUACACACAGUCCUCACCUCAGAUAGUUCCUCCUUCCACUUUACACUUCUCUCUUUUCUCUCACAUACUUCUUUCCAUUUUCCACUAUUGCUCAAUAGCUGAUUUUUUUUUUGACUAACGUUGCAUUUUAUUAGUACAGCUUUUUUCUUGUUUUUGCUUCAGGGUUUGUAUUUAGAAGUAGCUGAAAUCAUGGCUUGACCAGUACAUGUUCUUUUUGUGGUCAUAAAUUUGCUGAGCCAAGAUGACUUAGCUUUUGAGAAAUGACUUAUGUUUUCCUUUGCAGUUUUAGAACAUCUUGUUCCAUAAGGGAGCCCCAUUUUUGCGUGUGUGUGUCUUUCUCUGUGUGUUUACGUUUCUAUGUGUAAAUGUCUGUGUAAUGGUAAGUGUCUGUACUUCGGAAUUCUUUUCGAUGUAUGUAUGUCCUGUUUUAUCUGUAAAUAAAGUGGACUGAAAUAAA
Molecule: messenger RNA, 4539 nt
Organism: Oncorhynchus mykiss (rainbow trout)
Lineage: Eukaryota; Metazoa; Chordata; Actinopteri; Salmoniformes; Salmonidae
Source: RefSeq, a predicted model, not a curated record